AAAAGCCAAUGUGCUCAGCGAGGACUGUGGCAGGAGACCGAGCAACCAGCAGUAAGACAGUAAAAAAUCCCUGACAGCAGAACUUUUGUCCAGGAUGCAAACUUUGGCCUCUUUGUGCGCUCUUCUCUUGCUCCUCUUCUCUGUCCAUGCAGAUGUUGUGGAACGUUUUGAGGAUGUGCCAGAAUGCAUGAAAUAUUUCUAUAAAGAGAAAGUGCCACAGUGGGGGGCUUCCACAGCUGGUGCUGCCCGUCUCUGUCAGCGCUUCAUUAACAGGUACCACUUUGCCACCCUGUAUGACACCAACCAUCGUAUUGCUGUCUACUCUGCCUAUCGUUUCCAGCCCAGCAAUGGAGGUGGCAGGGAGAGACGGUGGUUUGUGGAACCUCAGCUGGUAGACAUGUCCUGGCAAGCAGAGAUGAAGGAUGGCUACUGGCUGGGUCAAGACAACCCUGGGGUCUACCUCGGAGAGAAACAGGCUCUGAAUGAGGACUACACACACUCUGGAUUUGACCGUGGUCACCUCAACCCCAACGGACACCAUGCAGUCCCGAGCCGCAAUGCUACUUUUACCCUGACCAAUGUGGUUCCCCAGAACCCCAAGCUGAACCAGAACGCCUGGAGGAUCCAUGAGUCCCAGCUCACUGACCUUUUCCGGGACAAGUGCUCCACGGCCUAUGUGCUGGUUGGAGCCGUUCCCUCUGCAGACAACUGGAUUGUGAAAAACAAUGUGAAGCGUGUCAACAUCCCAGACUAUCUGUGGAACGCCUACUGCUGUGUGGACAACAAUGGCAGAACCAUCCACAGUGGUGCUGCCACAGCGAGGAACACAGAGGUCAACUGGGUGGAGAAGCUUUCACUGGAUGAACUGGGAGAAUUCCUUCAGCAGUUCUCCAGUCAGCCAGUAGGGGAGCUGUUUUACAACAACUGCAGGGCGUAAAAGAUAACAAAUGGACGACAAGAAAUAAUUUUAGGGGCCACUGACCUUUAAUGUUACAUAACAAUUGUAAAACCACAAAAGAUAUUUGUUAUUGAUACAAGUGUGGUGAUAAAGUAACAUCAAAUUGUGUUUUACACUGUUUUCGGCAGAGUAAUAAACCUCUUAUUAUUAUUCUCAUUCAACCACAAAUAACAGAGGGAUACUACGACUGUAUACUUGUCUCUUUCAUUGACAGUAAAAUCAAAUGGCAAAAUACACAACUGAAAAACACAGUGUGUCUGUCUUACAAAUACAGCCUGAAUCAACUGCCAUGUGCUGUCACAUACUAUACAAACUAAUGAAUAAAUGAAUAAAUGAAUGAA
Plectropomus leopardus (leopard coralgrouper) is the source of this 1299-nucleotide messenger RNA. RefSeq names its product endonuclease domain-containing 1 protein. Gene Ontology annotation, molecular function: hydrolase activity; metal ion binding; nucleic acid binding. Lineage: Eukaryota; Metazoa; Chordata; Actinopteri; Perciformes; Serranidae. The record is from RefSeq and is a predicted model, not a curated record.